AAAGGUCAGCUUGGUAGACCAAUUCUGGAUAUGCCUUACUGGAAUGCAAAACCAGCACCUAUGCCUAAUAUAGGCUCUAAAUAUGGACGCAAAGCGACGUGGAUUGGAGCAAGUGGAGACCAGACUUUUCUCCGGAUUGAUGAAGCUCUCAUUAAUUCUCAUGUGCUUGCUACAUCAGAGAUAUUUGCAAGCAGACAUAUAAUAGGUUUGGUACCAGCUUCAAUAUCAGAGCCUCCUCCUUUUAAAUGUCUUCUGAUAAACAAAGUAGAUGGCAGUUGCAAAACAUUCAAUGAUUCUGAGCAGGAAGACCUUCAAGGUUCUGGUGUGUGUCUGGAUCCUGUCUAUGAUGUUAUUUGGAGGUUUCGACCAAAUGCUAGGGAACUGUGGAGUUACAAUGCAGUAGUUGCUGAUUCCAGGCUUCCCUCAGCUCCAGACAUGCAAUCCCGGUGUAGUAUUCUGAGUCCAGAACUUGCUCUACCAACAGGCUCCAAAGCUCUGACCACCAGAUCUCAUGCAGCUUUGCACAUUCUAGGUUGUCUUGAUACUUUGGCUGCUAUGCAGGACUUAAAAAUGGGUGUAGCAAAUACAGAAGAAGAGACUCAAGCAGUAAUGAAAGUUUAUUCUAAAGAAGACUAUAGUGUUGUUAACAGAUUUGAAAGUCAUGGAGGGGGCUGGGGUUAUUCAGCCCACUCAGUAGAAGCUAUCCGUUUCUGUGCUGAUACGGAUAUUUUGUUAGGUGGUCUUGGUCUCUUUGGAGGUCAUGGAGGGGGCUGGGGUUAUUCAGCCCACUCAGUAGAAGCUAUCCGUUUCUGUGCUGAUACGGAUAUUUUGUUAGGUGGUCUUGGUCUCUUUGGAGGUAGAGGUGAAUACACUGCUAAAAUAAAGUUGUUUGAAUUGGGUCCCGAUGGGGGAGACCAUGAGACUGAUGGAGACCUUCUUGCUGAAACGGAUGUCUUAGCGUAUGAUUGUGCUGCUAGAGAGAAGUAUGCAAUGAUGUUUGAUGAACCAGUACUCCUACAAGCUGGCUGGUGGUAUGUAGCAUGGGCAAGAGUAUCAGGACCUAGCAGUGAUUGUGGAUCUCAUGGACAGGCCUCUAUUACUACAGAUGAUGGCUGGACAACACUGGUGCUGGGAGUUGAAGAACUUCGCGGGCUUAAAGGUUUCCAAUACACCGCUACUCUUCUGGAUUUGGAAAGGUUGCGUUUUGUGGGCACUUGUUGCCUGAGGUUGCUGAGGGUCUACACCUGUGAAAUAUAUCCAAUAUCAGCUACGGCGAAGGCGGUUGUAGAAGAAACCAGCAAAUUAGCAGAUUGCAUUGGAAAAACUAGGACCUUGCUGAGAAAAAUUUUAUCUGAAGGAGUUGAUCAUUGCAUGGUGAAGUUGGACAAUGAUCCACAGGGAUACCUCAGUCAGCCUCUCAGUCUUUUAGAAGCUGUUCUGGAAUGCCAUAAUACAUUCACAGCUUGCUUUCAUUCAUUUUAUCCAACACCGGCUCUUCAGUGGGCAUGUCUUUGUGACUUGCUGAAUUGUUUGGACCAGGAUAUCCAGGAAGCAAAUUUCAAAACCUCCAGUAGUCGGCUGCUUGCUGCUGUUAUGUCUGCUCUCUGCCACACUUCAGUAAAACUGACCUCGAUCUUUCCAAUUGCGUAUGACGGAGAGGCGUUGCUGCGCUCAAUGGUUAAACAAGUCAGCACUGAGAAUGACUCUGCUCUAGCCCAUCGUUUUCCUCUUUUGGUUGCACACAUGGAAAAACUUAGUCAGAGUGAAGAAAAUGUUUCAGGGAUGACAAGCUUUCGGGAGGUGCUAGAAAAGAUGUUGGUCAUUGUUGUUUUACCAGUGCGGAACAGCCUUAGAAGAGAAAAUGAGCUUUUCUCUUCACAUCUGGUUUCUAAUACCUGUGGGUUGCUUGCCAGUAUUGUGAGUGAGCUUACAGCAUCAGCGUUAGGAUCUGAGGUUGAUGGACUGAACUCUCUCCAUUCUGUCAAAUCCACUCCAAACCGAUUCACUAAAACAAGUCAGGGAAGGAGCUGGAAUACUGGGAAUGGAUCCCCUGAUGCAAUAUGUUUCUCUGUCGACAAACCCGGUGUAGUCGUGGUAGGAUUCUCUGUUUAUGGUGGAGGAGGAAUUCAUGAGUAUGAGUUGGAGGUAUUAGUUGAUGAUAGUGAUCAUACUGGAGAUUCAACUCAUUCUCAUAGAUGGACUUCUUUAGAGUUGGUUAAAGGAACUUACACCACAGAUGAUUCUCCCAGUGACAUAGCUGAAAUCAGAAUUGACAAAGUCGUGCCACUGAAGGAAAAUGUGAAAUACGCGGUUCGUUUGAGGAAUUAUGGAAGCCGGACUGCCAAUGGAGAUGGAGGGAUGACCACAGUUCAGUGUCCAGAUGGUGUAACAUUUACAUUUAGUACAUGUAGUCUGAGCAGUAAUGGCACAAACCAAACGCGAGGACAAAUUCCCCAGAUUCUUUAUUACAGGAGUGAGUAUGAUGGAGAUCUGCAAUCACAGCUUUUGAACAAAGCUAAUGAAGAAGAUAAAAACUGUAGCAGGGCUCUUUCUGUGGUGAGCGCUGUUGUACGAGCUGCUAAAGACCUGUUGCACAGGGCUCUUGCUGUAGAUGCUGAAGACAUUCCAGAACUCCUCAGCUCUUCCAGUCUGUUUUCAAUGCUGCUUCCCCUCAUAAUAGCCUACAUAGGACCAGUAGCAGCAGCUAUUCCCAAGGUUGCCGUUGAGGUCUUUGGCCUAGUACAGCAGUUACUUCCUUCGGUGGCAGUUCUGAAUCAGAAAUAUGCCCCUCCAGCUUUUAACCCGAAUCAGUCUACAGAUAGCACCACCGGCAACCAACCAGAGCAAGGGCUUUCAGCUUGUACUACCUCCAAUCAUUACGCUGUCGUAGAAAGCGAGCAUCCCUAUAAACCUGCCUCUGUCACGCACUAUAAGGUGACUUUUCCUGAAUGUGUCAGGUGGAUAACGAUAGAGUUUGACACUCAGUGUGGCACUGCUCAGUCAGAGGAUGUUCUUCGUUUACUAAUUCCUGUCAGAAUUGCACAGAGUCUGGGAUUUGGACCAAAGCAUGGUUCUGUUCAUGAAAACCUAAAUUCAUGGAUAGAACUGAAAAAAUUCUCAGGAUCUUCAGGAUGGCCUACCAUGGUAUUAGUGUUGCCAGGAAAUGAAGCUCUUUUUUCUCUGGAGACUGCAUCAGACUACGUGAAAGAUGAAAAGGCUUGUUUUUAUGGUUUCAAAUGUUACGCAAUUGGAUAUGAAUUUAGUCCAGGCUCUGAUGAGGGUAUUAUUCAGCUGGAGAAAGAAUUGGCAAAUCUGGGAGGAUCAUGUGCUGCAGCUUUGAUGAAGAAAGAUCUAGCGCUUCCUAUUGCAGGUAAUGAAUUUGAAGAAGAUCUGGAGAUACUUGAAGAGGCAGCCUUACAGGUUUGCAAAUCUCACUCCGGCAUUCUUGGGAAAGGCUUGGCCCUAUCUCACUCACCAACCAUCUUGGAAGCUCUUGAAGGAAGUCUUCCACUGCAGGUUCAAAGUAAUGAACAGUCAUUUCUGGAGGAUUUCAUUGCUUGUGUAUCAGGAUCAAGUGGCGGGCGACUUGCAAGGUGGCUUCAGCCAGAUUCAUAUGCUGAUCCUCAAAAAACAUCAUUGAUUUUGAAUAAGGAUGAUAUUCGAUGCGGUUGGCCAACUGUUAUUACAGUACAAACAAAAGACCAGUAUGGGGAUGUUGUUCAUGUUCCUAAUAUGAAGGUAGAAGUCAAAGCUAUUCCUGUUUCUCAGAAAAAAACAUCUUUGCAACAAGAGCAAGUUAAAAAGGUGCAACGGAUACCAGGGAGUCCUGCAACAGCCGCUUCCCCUAGCGGUGAUAUGACCUUCGGAGGACUUCCUUCACCGAAGCUUGAUUCUUCCUAUGAGCCAAUGAUAGUAAAAGAAGCUCGAUAUAUUGCUAUUACAAUGAUGAAGGCAUAUGAAAAUUACUCUUUUGAAGAACUACGCUUUGCUUCACCAACACCAAAGCGACCCAGUGAAAACAUGUUGAUCAGAGUCAAUAAUGAUGGUACAUACUGUGCAAACUGGACUCCUGGAGCUGUUGGUCUCUAUACCAUUCAUGUUACUAUAGACGGCAUUGAAAUAGAUGCUGGACUAGAAGUGAAAGUAAAAGAUCCGCCAAAGGGAAUGAUACCUCCUGGAACCCAACUUAUUAAACCAAAAGCAGAGCCUCAGCCAAACAAG
Molecule: messenger RNA, 4221 nt
Organism: Apaloderma vittatum (bar-tailed trogon)
Lineage: Eukaryota; Metazoa; Chordata; Aves; Trogoniformes; Trogonidae
Product: E3 ubiquitin-protein ligase MYCBP2-like
Exons: 28
Cellular component (GO): nucleus
Source: RefSeq, a predicted model, not a curated record